UAUGAAUUUACCAAAUACGUAUUGAGACCACAUUGAUGUCUCGAACAUAGAGGCGGAUCGAGAAUCGAGAUCCCCCGAAAACCAGUCGUUGUGCCCUUUUCAACCUUGUCAAAGGGUUUGAAUCCAUCAACAACAUUUCCUGUUUGCUGGAGUGGAGUGCCCUCUGAUUUUCCACACCCUGGGAAAAAAGGUUCUGAUUUCUGAACCCUUUUUAGUUUACACUAUUUUCCACCCACCCAUUGGACUGAUCAUCUCCCCAAGUAUUCCACACGCCCUCGCCCACCUCCACCACCAUCCAGGCGAAGGGAAAAGGUAGGAAAUUUAAACAGAUUCGACCCAUAAGAAAAGUUUUUCGUUAGAUUUGAACUCCUUUUCAUGUUGAGAUUUCCAUUGACCUAAUCGCCUGACAUGAAUAUAACAAAAUAUCAAAGGUUGUGUCACUCUUGUUGAGUUUUUUUUUUUAUCUAGUUAAUUAACUGAAAAUUGAUAAGCUUUUUAACGAGUUCACUUUCGGUUAGACGAAAAACGAAAACUCGAAAUGUCUGCACCCCCAAUUGAAAUGGAACCCUCCUCUACCACUCACCUGAUGCUUGUGGUUACUUCUCGGGGUUUCGGUUUGUACCGGGAAAAAGAAAUGAUAAAAAUGGUUUGAAGGACCCAAAAAAUCCGAAAGCAAUACAACGUUCUUAUCGAUUUGAUUUUGGUUUAAACAAAAAAAAUCAAAUUCAAAUGCGAUAUCUCAUCCCUAUAUAUCUAGUAUAGUUUGAAGCUAGUGUGGUAGCUGGGCAGAAGGAUCAACGGUUUCUCAUGGUCGUAACUUUUUUUUAUAUAAUUGUAUAUGUAUUGUAAUAUUUUUUUUUACACUAAUUUAGAAGUCGGGCCAUGAAUCACUACCAUCCCUUAGUAAACACACAACUCCCACCACUAUUCAUCGACACAUUUGAAAUAAAUCGCAAUUUCAUCUGCGUGCACGCGCACACAUGAUGCAUCAUCCACUUAUCCCAAUUCCCACACACAUACAUACAUGGGUCUUUUUUAACACAUUGUUAACCCAUGUUUAACAAUGUCAUCAAAACUAUGUCUCACAAGUCACAAUAAACAUCCACAACCAGAUCAUACAUGAUUUAUUACAUCACACGUACCGAUGUAUGAUUCUUACAUAUGCAUGGAACAUGCAAAUUACUAAAUUAGUGAAACGCGGUGGUCGUAUAACAAUUAAUUAACAACUGAUCAUUAAUAAUUGUGUCAUUUUUCGAUGUCAAGAAGUAACUGCCAAACUAUUCAGUGUGGCCCAACCCACAGCCCACGCUACUCUAAAAAAAACCCAUCUUCCCAAAACAGAAACCCGACCCGAUCCGACCCAACUCAACUCGGUCGUCUUCUUCCCUCGCCGAAGACUUUCCACGCCUAUGCUAGACUGCUACUUCUUUUCUCAAUCUGCCAUGGCGGUCCCCGUCCCUCUCAACCCUUUUCUCUGCUCUCUCUAUAUAAAACCCCACCGGUCAAGAGUCAGAAACCCCGAACCUCACCUACAUUCAUCCUCCCAAAACUCCAAAACCAACAGCAAAAAAAAAAAAAAAAAAAAAAAAUUCCCAAUCUCCACCCUCAAUUCAAAACCUAGAUCAACUGGUUGGCAGCACGGGAUUUCCCCCAAUUCACAUAUGGGUUUAUCCCUGUCGGUGCUCCACUCAGCUUGGGAAGAAAUCCUCCGCCAAAGCUUCCUCUCCCUCGCCUACAGCAACUUCUCCCUCACCCCCAAAAAUGGCGGAUUCAAAGCAGAGCCCACCAAUACCAAUGCCCCCAACAACAAAUUCACUAGAACCUCCAGCGUCAAGUUGAACCUCUGCAGGCCGCAGAGGAUCAAGCUUCAAAAGGAUGCGAGAUCAAUCGUCGCGACAGGGAACAAUACCGAACCGCCGCCGCCGGCGGCGGCGGCGCUACCUUCGCCGGCGAUCAUGUUCUCGCCGAGGCCCGCGAGCGAGCUGGACGACGCGGCGGUGAAGCUGCAGAAGUUCUACAAGAGCUACAGGACGCGGAGGAACCUGGCGGAUUGCGCCGUGGUGGUGGAGGAGCUGUGGUGGAAGGCCCUCGAUUUCGCGGCCCUGCGGCGGAGCUCCGUCUCCUUCUUCGACGACAGCAAGCCCGAGACCGCCGUCUCCCGUUGGGCCCGGGCCCGGACCCGGGCCGCCAAGGUCGGCAAAGGUCUGUCCAAGGACGACAAGGCCCAGAAGCUCGCCUUGCAGCACUGGCUCGAAGCGAUCGAUCCACGGCAUCGGUACGGUCACAACCUCCAUUUCUAUUACGAUCUGUGGUUCAAGUCCGAGAGCUGCCAGCCUUUCUUCUACUGGCUGGACGUGGGAGACGGAAAAGAAGUGAAUCUGGAGAAAUGUCCGAGGUCGCUUCUUCAACGGCAGUGCAUUCAAUACCUAGGACCGAAAGAAAGGGAGGAAUACGAAGUGAUGGUGGAAGAAGGGAAGUUGGUGUACAGAGGCAGCGGGCUGCCGGUGGAGACGACGGAAGGUUCCAAAUGGAUAUUUGUGCUCAGUACUUCCAGGGUUUUGUACGUGGGUCAGAAAAAGAAAGGGGCUUUCCAGCACUCCAGUUUCCUCGCCGGCGGUGCCACCUCCGCCGCCGGCCGCCUCGUUGCUCGCGGCGGCGUCCUCCAGGCAAUAUGGCCGUACAGUGGACAUUACCAACCGACGGAAGAAAACUUCAGGGAGUUCGUAAGCUUCCUCCAGGAGAACAAUGUCGAUCUUGCCAAUGUUAAGAGAUACGCCGUGGAUGAUGACACCGAAUACAAAGUCAACGGAGAAGGUGGAUCAACACAGCCGUCAAAAUCAAUGGCGGCAGACGGCGCGUCUUCGCCGCCGUCGUCGGACGUGGCAGACGCAGCCGUGUCGGUCAAGAAGGUGGACGAGGAAGAAAAUAGGACGGCGGGCACGCCGCCGAUGUUUGACUCGGGGAAGGCCGACCGGUUGUCCUGCAAGUGGAGUACCGGCGCCGGGCCACGGAUCGGGUGCGUGCGGGACUACCCUACGCAGCUGCAAUUCAGAGCGCUGGAGCAAGUCAACUUGUCUCCCAGAAUGGCUCCCGCCAGCUUUGGGCCCAUCCCGUCUCCCAGGCCCAGCCCGAAGAUCAAGCUCUCUCCUAGGCUUUCGUACAUGGGCCUGCCUAGCCCAAGGACCCCCACAAUUUCUGUAAGCUAAUUGAAAGGGUUAAAAAAUUGAUUUAAGUGAUAACUCUGUUUACCAAGGUAAGUGAUUAGGUAGAUUAUAGGUGGGAAAGAAACACAAUUAGGUAGGGGGAGGUAGAUAGAAAUAGGGGUUAGCAUGAAAUUCAUAUUCUUCUUUUUUUUGCUUUUUGGUUUGGGACACAUGUUUGUUCCUUAAUCCUUUCUUUGUUCAUUAAUUUUAUUUAUUAUUUCUUUUUGUCAAGUACCUUGAAUUCAUCAUAGUUAGUGGGGUUAUUUUUACAGCUCACCCAGUGUAGGGUCCUGACUCCUAUGGUCAUUUGCAAUUGUGCAGUGUAAUACAAAUUCUGAAGUUGA
This is a messenger RNA of Linum trigynum, 3547 nucleotides long. The record is from the annotation of a GenBank genome assembly. NCBI's taxonomy places the organism in Eukaryota, Viridiplantae, Streptophyta, Magnoliopsida, Malpighiales, Linaceae.